AUGCAUCUUCAUUUCGAGCGGAAUAUUAACGCGAAAUGCGACUGUACUAUACUGUCGCUGUCAUGGAUGGGAAAGGUGCCCGACGAGCUGCCCGAGGAGGAAGGUUGGAAAUUGAACCGCAACAACUAUUAUCAAGAGGGUUGGUUGGCUACGGGCAACGUUCGUGGAGUGGUCGGAGUAACUUUUACGUCAUCACACGCGCGACGUCCGCACGAGUUGCCUCAACGCACUAACUAUAACCUACGCGGGCACAGAUCUGACGUAAUACUCGUAAAAUGGAACGAGCCUUAUCAGAAGCUGGCAUCAUGCGACAGUUCGGGGGUGAUCUUCGUGUGGAUCAAGUACGAGGGUCGCUGGAGCAUCGAGCUCAUCAACGACAGAAGCACGCCCGUCACACACUUCUCUUGGUCACACGAUGGACGAAUGGCGCUUAUAUGUUACCAGGACGGCUUCGUGCUUGUGGGUUCUGUGGCUGGCCAGCGGUAUUGGUCCGCAAUGCUGACGCUAGAUGCCCGAAUAACUUGCGGCUGUUGGACUCCAGAUGACAGUCAAGUAUACCUCGGCACUGCAUCCGCGCAGCUCGUCGUUAUGGACGUGCAUGGUGCUAUGGUUUCACAGGUCCAGCUUGUCGCUGAGGGAGGUAUAACAGCGAUGGCGUGGUCUUGCGAGAAGUUCAAAAUGGAAGAAGGUGAAGAAGGGAAUGAGACCACCAACGGUCAUGUUCUCGCUGUGGCACUGGGUAACGGGGAAAUAGUGUUUUUGCAUGGACACGAUGAUGUGAGCCCUGUACGCGUGUGCACUGGCCUGAGAGGAAACACGCUGGCUAUGGAGUGGGCGAAUUCCCGCGAACUGUUAGCUGUCGCGGGGACGUUAACCGCAGAGAACAACGAGUCGGACGACACCCCUCCAUUCAAAAAUUUUGUUAAAUUCUACUCGGACAACGGAGCACUUAUUUACACCGUCCCCAUCCCCUACUCGCAGGCGCGCGUGACAGCUCUGACGUGGGGUCACGCGGCCCGGCGCUUGUUCGUGGGGGUCGGCGGAGCGGUGUGCACGGCACGUGUCUGGCGGGUGGUGGCGCCCCUACAACUGCUGGCGCGGGUACGCGCCGCGCAGGCCCUGCGGGAGCCGCGCCUCGCAGUCAAGCUGCCUCUGCCACCUCGGCUACAACCCGCGCUUGCUAGCCUCUUCGCGCACACUAUUCGGUGUAACGUCCCUGAAACGAACGAACUUCGACGCUUUGUUUCUCGACCGCCCACCGCUGGAGGUCGCCUUCAUUGCACCAUGUUGAGGCACGAUGACGAGGAAGCAGGCGCCUACACCUUGUAUCUGGAACACCUCGGCGGUCUGGUGCCGCUUCUUAAAGGCCGGCGGACCAGCAAGAUACGCCCAGAGUUCGUUAUUUUUGAUCCCCAGGCUGAAGGAUCUCCGAGGCUACAAAGGCGCAGACGAGCUCGUGAAAGACGUAAGGCUAGAAAAUCCGGUGAAAAAGAUGACACUCCUGAUGAACUAGCAUAUAUCGAUUCUUUACCUGAGGAUGUUCGCUUAGUAGAAGUUACGUCCAAUAUUUGGGGCACAAAGUUCAAAAUGCACGGGCUAGCUAAAAACGUUCCUGCUAAUUUGGGUCAAGUUACAUAUAAGACUUCCUUGCUGCACUUGCAGCCUAGACAAAUGACUCUAAUGAUAACUGAGCUAAGAGACGAUUACCCAGUUGGGCCUGAUCCUAAUUUUAAUCCUAAUAUAUUUUCUGAGGAUGAAGAGGAAGUAUUUCAGUCAAACGAUUCAAAUUCAUCAUCACACACAAAUAAUAAUAUCCGAAGAAAAUUAACAAUUAACGAUAGAAUCAAUAAUACAAAUAAUUUAAUAACGCAAAACGAAGCAUACACUGGCAAUAACAAUAACAUCAAUUCGUCUAUAGCAAGAACUGAAUCCUAUGAUGAGUUUCCGUAUAUUGAUACGAAUGAUGUGAACAACGUAUCUGAGAGUGUUUACUCUACCCCAGUCCGGCACACGACUCAAGCUGCUGAGAGAAGGGUAAAUAACACAGCCAGUGUAGCAAAUCGUCAUGCUAUUUCUCCUUUACGUUGCGAAAGUUCUGUUCCUACUUUGCAGUCACCUAAAAAUGCAGUGGCACCAACAGAUAUAAUUUUUGAAAGACCCUCACCACAAUCCGUCACUUGUGGAGGUCGUGGCGAUUUUUGCGGUGGUCGAACAGACUAUAGUGUUCGUGGCGAUAACGUGUCUUUAAAAGCAAACAUUUCGAAUAUCGAACAACAGACGUUCAACUUGAAUCUUAGCAUAGAGCCAAGUAGGCAGGUUACUAUUAAAAAGUGCGACAACCAUGUUUCCGACAAUUGUCUAUCGAAGUUGCGGAAAAAUAUCUGUAGUAGGGGUGAAUCCGCAUCCUAUGAAGUUAAUACUCGUAUAUUAAAAUCUUUAUGUAAUAAAAAUUUCGAACACGAGGUUCAUCCAGAUGCUAUGACUAGACGCUCAGAAAAUUUAAAGAAUCUACAAAAAAGUGAAGAUUUAAAAUUCAUUGAUGAGGAAACUCCCAUCGAAAAUACAAUAAAAAAUUUAGCCGAAAGACCAAGAGAAAUGAGGGUUCAGAGAACAACCACAGUAGUACCUAUCAGUCCUGUAUGCGCAAGUGUGCCCGUGUACGAUACAAUGACGCGAAGUUGUAGUGUAGGUUACUUAGAUAUGGUCGAUCCUCAAGUCCUACGUGCGCAUAGCUUGACCACACUUCGUGGCGAGCAACCACGACGACUUGUGCUAGUGAAUAACAAACGCCAUAGAAAAGCGAAGCGACAUUUCAGAGCGAAUGACAUCAAGCAAUUAGAAACCAAGACGCCCAGUUUGAAAAAGUGCGGAAAAUCGAGAAGCCUAGAUUCUGGUGAACUCUCAAUAACGGUCGAAAAAUGCAAGCGACACUUGCGGUCUGAUUCGAACCAGAAAAGCGAUGCAUUGUCAGUGAAUUCCAGCAGUCGGUGUAACAGUACAGCAGAGGAUAACAGUGGGACCAGUACAGAGGAAGGUGGAAGGAUAGGAUGUAGCUCUCGCCGGGAUUAUCCGGUGUGCACGAACUGUCGGUUGGUAUCGCCGUACGACCGACGGGCCGUGGAGGCCGCGUCGUACGUGUGCGUGGCCUGCAGCGCCGCGCCGCCCGCCGCGCUCUCGCCUGCCCCCGCGCCACCCCCACCGCCGCCCCCGCCGCUCAACACCGACAGCGACUCCGACUACAGCAAGUAUUAUAGUUCGCUGGAGCAGUUGGCGCUGCGGUUGCUGGCGGCGCGCGGUGCGCGGGGUGCUGGGGGCGCGCGGGGGACACGGGGCGUGCGGGAGGCGCGGGAUGCGCGCGAGGUGAGCUCAGCGCCGGCGUCUCCGCGGCCGGCGCGCGCGCCCCGCUCGCAGCCUGCCUCCCCCGGGCCCGCCUCGCCCGCGCACCCCCGCCGACACCGCUACUCCUCCGCUUCGCCCAUUCGACAACUAUUAAACUCACCCCUGCUAAAUAGAAGACGGAACAAGAAACCUUCGGAAAGCUCGGACGAUGAGUACUCUAAUGGCGGCUACAGCGAGGUCAAUAGCAAGAACUACAGAGACUUGGAGAGUUUCCAAAAGGCUCAACUCAGAAAUAAGCUGAAGCGCGCGGGUGGUCUGGGUGGUGCGGCAGGUGCGGGGGGCGCGGGAGGCGAGGCGCGUGUCAGCCCGCACGCGCGCCGCCAGCUGCUCAUGCACAACAAGGCGCCCAUGUGGAACGAGAACAGCCAGGUCUACCAGCUCGACUUCGGCGGCCGCGUCACGCAGGAGUCCGCUAAGAACUUCCAGAUCGAGUACCACGGGAAACAGGUAAUGCAGUUUGGACGCAUCGAUGGAAACGCGUACACUUUGGACUUCCAGUACCCAUUCUCAGCCCUUCAAGCGUUCGCGGUAGCACUGGCAAACGUUACGCAGCGAUUAAAAUAA
Parnassius apollo (apollo) is the source of this 3963-nucleotide messenger RNA. Lineage: Eukaryota; Metazoa; Arthropoda; Insecta; Lepidoptera; Papilionidae. The record is from the annotation of a GenBank genome assembly.